AAAGAUGGCGGCGCAAAAGGACGGGCGUGCCCUAAUCCAAGAUGGUGGCUUCAGCUUCGCCCUCAGCCAAGAUGGCGGACGGCGAGAAGCGGCGCCCAUCGCCGGCGAACGCCUCAACCAACGGCGCCCAGGAGUCGGAGGCCGCCUUCCUGCUGCAGUCCGGCGUGAGCGAGAUGGUCCGGGGAGCCUUGCUGAGACUCCUGGAGGCGCGGCCGGAGGAGCCCGUCGCUUUCCUGGCCGCCUACUUCGAGAGGCUGACGCAGAGCGGGGCUGAAGCCAGGGCGGAUGGCGGAGACCCGCAGCGGCAGCUCCAGUGGCGACUCGAGCGGGCCGUCUGGCUCCUGCGCCUGGCUCCCCUCUCCCACAGCAGAACCGCCUUCAACAAUAACGUCAGCAUGGCCUUCGAUUUCUUGAGUGCCGGCGGGAGGCGGAAGAAGCCCGGGGUCAACGGGAAACUGUACAGCGAGCUGCUGACGAUGUUCUUCCGAGACCGGGGAGCCAGCGAGGACAUCGUCGUGCCGUUGCUUCAGAAGAUAACAUGCCGAGACCACGAGAUGGUGCCGUUCGACAUCUUCCGCUAUGGGGUGCUCUCUUCUCUGGUUCUCCUGGAGUUUUUGGCCAAGGCCAUCACUCUGUACGAGGCCCUGGACGGCGGCUCCGGUGUGGCUGACCAACGGAUCUGUCUGGCUGUUCUCAGCACUCUGGAGGAAGCUCUGCACCCCAGCGAUGUCUCCAGCCCUGUCCGUUACUUGGAGGCCGGGUCCAAGCUUGGGCCAGACUGCUUAGCUUUGGCCAUGGACAAAGCAUUGGCCGAGCGGAAGGCCAGCCUGACCAUGAAGAAAGAGGAGUUUCUCAAGAAAGCGUCAGCCAUUUUUGUUGCCAAAGUAAAACCUGUUGGCUGAAAUGUCAGCUGGGACAAAAUGCUAGCUUGACCAAGAACUGCUUUUAUCUGGGACGGAGAUAGAGGAGUUCUUCCUCUCCUGUUUUCUGGAGUGGGACAGGUUGGAUAUAAAAGGGAAGGAGAGAUGGACAUUUCCCGUGGGCUUAAGCAGUAGAGCGACUUUGUAAACAGUGGGGUGCUGUGUGGUUUCCAGGCUGUAUGGCCGUGUCCUAGCAGCAUUCUCUCCUGACGUUUCAGAUCCUCUGAAGAUGCCAGCCGCAGAUUCAAACGAAACGUCAGGAGAGAAUGCUGCUAGAACACGGCCAGGCAGCCCGGAAACCGCACAGCACCCCAGUGAUUCCGGCCGUGAAAGCCUUCGACAAUACUUUGUAAACAGUGUCAAACCACUGAAGUUCUCUUUUUUUAAAAUAGAAUAUAGAAUUUUUGAAAAAAUCAAUCUGCCACCAAUUACCAUUUCAAAGGCUGCAGCUGUUGAGGUUCUGUUACAUAUGUUACAUACAACUGUUACAUGUGAUCACAUUUUACAAGACAACUGUUAUUAUUUUUUGAGGGCCUCACUCCACUUUUCUGUCUCAGGCACGUGGUGAAAAGCUUCAUUAAUUUGUUUUUAUACAAAACGCCUCGUUUUUCUUCUUGCCGUGCUGGAUAUGUUUGAUGUAGAAAUCGUUAUUUCACUUUUUCUUUUUCAGUCUUUGUCCCUUUGCCUUUUCAGGAAGCAAUUUGGAAUUAACAUCCUUGCGUGCUUUGCUUUUUCCUGCGGCAGAAGUUACAUUGCUGGCUAACAGUGGUGGCAGGACCACCUCGGCAUCCGCUUUUUGAGCGAGCACCAUUUUAUCCAACCACCGUCUUGUUUCCUCUACUUCCCUUUCAACUUUUGUUAUUUGAAAUUGGGUGCUCCCUAAUUGAUGUUUCUUUUGUUGUUGCUCCAUUUCCAAUCAUUCUUCUUCUAUCUGUUCUUUCUCUUUAUAGAGAUUCAUUUUUCUUUUCUCCAGCUGAGCCCUCAAAUUUAAUAGAUCCUCCCUUGUUUGCAUUGUCUUCUCCAUCGGCUCCUCUGGCCCAGCCUGCGUCGACCGUCGCCUCAGGCUGAGGAGAGGCAGCGAAUCUGUCCCAGAGCCUCCCCUCAACUGCCAGCCGUUUCUCCCGCCGUGGGACCCGGGAGACCCCCCAGCUGCGCUGCGACCCUCUCCUCUUCCGCCCAAACCACCGAAGUCCUCUUGACUGUUUCUUAUUGAGUAGAUUUUAUAGUGAAAUGUUGAGCUGGCUGAAGGAUAUUGUGGUUGAUUUGACUACUUCUCCUGGGAAUGUAGUGUUGCAUUUCAAAACACAUAAAUGGUAUAUUUGCCCUGUCACUGGGGGAAAAAAUGCUCUUGAUGGUUAAAAGUCAUUCUUCUGUGGCGCAACCCAUUUUCAGAUGCAUGUUCCUAGUUUAGGAUUGCCAGCACUGCCUUGGCAAACGCUGGGAGGUUCUGAUGUCAGUGCCUGGGGUCAGUAAACUUUGAGAGGAUGCAACAUCACUUUUGGUUGACUGGCUAGGCAUUAUUCUUAAAUCUUUAUGGUAUGGACCAUAGAGAAAUGGAGAAAUUCCUAGAGCAUCACUAUGGAGAGUGUUUCUUCUCUCCUGCUCUUCAGUUUUCUAAAGGUUGAGCCAUUGGGGUCAAAGGUCGAAUUUUACUGGCCAUGAGCAGGGAAAUGGUAAGACUGUUCUAGCUACUAUGCAAUUCUCUAUUUUCCUUGCAGUCUGAGAUGAAACUGAAAACUCAAAUCAGUGCCAUGCUUUGGAGUCCUCUAAUUCAUGUUUUUUUCUUCAGAUUUCUCAGGAGUCCUGGGGACUUUCCUCAGUGAUGUUAAUGUACCGUCACCAUUUCAGAGUUUGUGCUGGCCCUCACAUUUUCAGAGAGGCAGACAUAAGAGAGGUUUUUCUAUUUUUGUUUUGUAAUUUUUUUAAUUGUAUCAUUUGAAUAUUCCAUUUUAGAUUAAUACUCUUCUUCAUUCAUUUUCAAACAAUACAUUUUCCCCUUUUUCCCCUCCCCCC
Messenger RNA from Sphaerodactylus townsendi, 2933 nucleotides. It is a transcript of the gene TPGS1, whose product is annotated as tubulin polyglutamylase complex subunit 1. The transcript is spliced from 2 exons. The coding region runs from base 42 to 902 and encodes 286 amino acids. The record is from RefSeq and is a predicted model, not a curated record. Gene Ontology annotation, biological process: protein polyglutamylation. Gene Ontology annotation, molecular function: microtubule binding. Lineage: Eukaryota; Metazoa; Chordata; Lepidosauria; Squamata; Sphaerodactylidae.